Messenger RNA from Brassica rapa (field mustard), 5685 nucleotides. RefSeq lists its product as uncharacterized. Lineage: Eukaryota; Viridiplantae; Streptophyta; Magnoliopsida; Brassicales; Brassicaceae. The record is from RefSeq and is a predicted model, not a curated record.
GUCAGAAUACCGCUGUUUUCUUGUAGUGUCAGCUAUUUUCUUGAUUGUAUCUCCAGUCUGCUUCUUGAGCUCCUCAUAAGUAACAAACAAGACCUUGUUCGGAUUCUCGAGGCUCGCAUGCCAAUACUCCAACACAUGAUCCCAAAAGGGUCCACUAGUAAAUUUACCUUGACAAAACGCUUCAAUCGCUUUUUCAAUAGGACAAUCAGCGGUUUCUUCAGGAGCAAGUUUCUUCCUAAAAUGCCAUAAGGACACAAACAUGUCCUUAGGGUUCCUACAACAAUACACAAUCUUACAAGACGAGCUCUUAACGGACUCUGGCAGGGAAAGAAGCGGUAUGUGCGUGUUCAUGAGUCUUGGAGAAGGCAACUUGGGGAAAUCAAAAUCUGGAAACUCGUGGUAUACUCCUUCCAAGAAAGGUAUGAGGAGGUGUGGAUUGGUAUCAAGAAGAGGAUGAUUACCAGAAGAAACUGGAAACUUGUGUCGGUUAAGGAGAGAAAAGACGAGAGCUUUUAACCAAGUGGUACCUGAUUUAGGAUUGGUGACGAGGAUAAUGUCGGAAUCUUUAGCCUCAAAGUGUUUUUGACACUCCAAGAGUCCUUGUAACAGAGCUUGUGUGUGCCAACGUCCUUGAAACUGAUACAAGUGACUCACUAACCAGCCUUUCUCGCUUGGAAGAGAAGAAAUCAGAUCUCUUGUUUCUUGUGUCGGAUCUUCACUUCCCAAGUAAUCAUUAACAACUGAUGAUGGUGUCGACAUUGCUGAGAUUAAAAUUUGAGAAAUUACCUAUAAUGAGUCAGAUGAUACAUAUAAUGACUAUACUAAUGCAUAAACUUUCUUAAUUACUGUACUAGAUCACAUGGGUAAUCAAAAUACAAAAAAAACCAGCAUUCCUUUGAGUAUUAACGAAACUGCCAUUGAAUUAAUUUAAUAAUUAAUUCUCUAAUAUUUUCCAAAAAAGCAAAACCCCUUUGUCGACACUUCUCUCCUUUGUAAUCUCAGUUCUUCUUUUCCCCACAUUGAACCUCCAUCUCCGACAACCUCAUCUCAGUUGCAGUCGUCUUGCGUUUCAUUACCUCCUCUCUAAGCCGGCGUCGUCCCUGCACACGAUGAACCCUAACUCCAAACCCUAACUCCGAUUUGGCUUCGUCACAUCCGCCUCAAAAUUAAAGAAAAUUGAAUCUGUAAGUGCUAGAUAUAUUCAUUUCUUAACAUAUUUUCUUUGAUUCCAUGCUAAAUUUCAAUAGCCCUAAUUUCCAAUUUUAUUUCUGACAAAUUGAAAACUGGUUCUGUUUUUUUUUUUUCUUUUCAAAACCCUAAUUCUCAGAUUAUUUGUCUUUUCUAAUUUCUAAUUUCUCUGUGUAUAAUCUGGAUGAAUGAUAUUUAUUAAGUUUGUUCUUGUUUUUUUUAAAAGGAAUGGCCUCAUCUUCGGGUACCAAGAAGUAUCCUCCGCGGCUUUACGAGAUUGGUAAAACGCCUAUUCAAUCUCGGAGCAUGAACCACAUUUUUUUUCUGUCCAACCUUCAAGUAAUGAAAGAGUCUGUCGGCGAAGACGUUUGGCUUGAGUUAAGAGAAUCAGCUGUAGGCGUGAUUAUCAAGCUGAAGGAGUUGGAGUACACUUGGUCUGCAAAACAUGUUCAUUAUUUUCUGGUGAAUCAAUUGGCGAUUCAGUACAGUCAUGAAGUUUGGUCUUUGAUAGAAGACCAGCCAUUGAGGUUCUCUCUGUAUGAGUUUGAAGAUAUUACAGGGUUAAAUUGUGAUCCCUUUGACACGCAAGAACAAUGGGAUGUGGCUCAUGAAGACUUUUGGGUGGAGAUGAAAGUUCCAAUUUCUGAAAGACCCAAGUUGAAUGAACUUCAAGCCCUUUUUCCGAUCAUCAGAAAUUGGCCUAGAGAGAAGCGUGUAAUGGUUGGCUUGUUGUGUCUACUAUCCAUUGGCAUAUUUGGCAUUUCAAGCAAUAGUAGAAUACCUCUGCAUUUGGCGAAAAGGGUGAUGGAUCCAGCAGCUUUCCAGCGCCAUCCAUGGGGUCGUGUGGCAUUUACCAGCCUUGUGGAUUCUAUUAAAGUGGUGACAUACGAAGAAAAGAGGAGUUACACACUACAUGGUUGUGUUCAUGCAUUGCUUAUUUGGAUAUACGAGUCUGUGCCAGGUUUAGGAGAGAUAUAUGGGCAUCGGAUAGAGGAAGCUGAGGUUCCGCUUCUGUCAUGGCAUGGUUCUCGUCAGCGUAUCAACUUCCCAAACUUCUGUGCACAAGAAAAGAAAAAAUAUCAGAAGAUUCGUCUAAGGCAUAUGAUUGUAAAGGCAAUGGAGGAUAGAUAUUCGAAAUGGGACGAAGAUAAACCGCCUGAUGAUUUGGAUAACAUGAUAGUUGACAUCCAUAAUGAUCAGCUAAACGACAAGUUUUGGGAUGUACUGCCACUUACCAAGUGCCAGAAGAGAAAAACUCAAGUCAGUGCACCUAGUGUUCCCGAAAGAGUGGAUACGAGCCCCUCCACAAAACGAAGGAAGGAGAAAGACACUGCACCAGAAAUGGUAUUCAUAACUUAAACCAACUUUUAAAAUUGUUUUAACCGGAGGUUUAAAUUAAUUUAAACUGCAAAUUGAUUCCAACCAAAAUUAAAAAUUUAUUUAAACAGAAAAUAAUCUAAACUGAACCAAGUUAUACCAAACCAAAAUCUUAGUGAAUUUAACCAGAAAUUCGAGUGGAUAAGUCUGCUACAAUAAGUGUUUCUUAAUAUGGUAAUUAAAAUUUGAUUUAAAAGUCUGCCGUCAAAGAUGGCAAUUUUUAAAAUCUGCCACCAAAUGAAUAUAAAAGUCGACCAGAAAUUUAAAUCGGAUAAACAUAUCUUUCAUAAAAAUUUAUAUCUAUUACUCUUAAAAAGUCGGCUGAAGGUAAUUUUAAAUCGGUUUAAAAAAUCUAACUGAUACGAUAUAAAACUGCCAAUUUUUAAAAAUCUGUCUCGUCAUUCGAUAGACUAAAACAUAUAAAUCUAUUGAAGACAUUAAAUCGGACAAAUAAAUCAGCCAUCUUUAAAAAAUCUGUUGUAACUUAAAAGUCUGCUUCCAAAUACACGGCAGAUAUAAAUUUAACAGCAUGUUUAAUGAACAGAUUUAUGUUACAAUAUAUUUGUUUUUUUGUCAAAUAAAUCUGCCGACGAUUUUUUUUUCAAAAUUUAAAUGGCAAUUUUGUAAUAUACUUUUCUGCUCACAACUGUAAAAAAAGGCAUUUUCGACCAUAAAAAUAUUUUAGUAAUUUUGAACUUUUAAGAUUUAUUCUAGUAAUAACUCAAGUAAUUUGACUCGUUUUAGUAAACUCCCCAUAAUCUUAAAAAAUGUUAGAAACUAUGAGAUGUGUUUUUCUUAAGCUGCAUCUGUGAGGGUAAUACUUGUGUGCUUUUUAUAAUAUGAAUGUUUGGUUGAACGAGAAGUUUGCUCUACAAGUAAAUAGCGCAAUACUCUACGGAGAGUCUUUGAUGGAAGAGUCAACAUAUCCUAUUCUACAAGUUUGCUCUUUUUGUCUUAAUCUUUGAUGGAAUAGUCAACAUGCUUGAAGAGCACGUAGAAUAAUAUCUAAAGAAGAAAACACAAGAGAGAAAGAUGUUCACGGUUCUACUAUCAUAUAAAGAUAAGCGCCAGUAUAAGCUCAUGGACUUUGGAAGAUCAACUCAAAACCCAAAUGAAUUUAGACAGGAUCCAAAACAGGUAAGGCCAGAUUGGUUCAUCAUCACAAGUUCACAACAAUCAUGUUCAUUAAAUAGGAUAAAAACAGGUUUAGUUAUUCUUAGCAAAAGAAUCUAAAAGGUGAACCAAUGAGUUUAUCUUCAGCAGUCUUAUCUAUCUCCUCUGCUAAUAAAGGAGUCACCAUAUCAACAACUUCGAAAGAGUGAUUUCGGAUUUUGUCAUAUAUUGUCAGCUAAUUUAAAAGACUGCUACAAACCACAUGAACUUUUAUAUACAAGAAUUUGAGAAGCCAGUUUCCUAUGUGUCGCUGUCACAUUAACUCUCACGAUGGUUGAUUACACUAAUACCUUUAUUGAAUUAAUUUACAAUAAAAUACUAUUAUUUAUUUUUUAUUUAGUUUACUUUUUAAAAUUUUCCAAAACCAUAUACAUAUAAUAAAAAAAAGAAAAUUUAUAAAGUAAAAAAAAUGAAUUGAAAAACGAAAAUAUAUGUAUAUAUAAUAUGAUUUCAUAAAAAGGGAAAGUUAACAAAAUAAUAAUAUUACAUUUAAAAGAUAUUUUUAAAUACUUUCUUUAUAUCUAUAUUUUUUUAGAUGAGAAAUAUAAAUUUGUAUAUAAUGUGAUUUCAUGAAAAACAAUUUACACAGAUAAUCUUGAUAUUAGAAAAAGAUAUAUUAUUUCUUUUAAAACAAAAUUUUAAACAACACAAAAAAAUUAAAAGUAAUAGAAAUAUUUUUAUAUAUGUAUCUAUUUUCUUUACAUAAGAUAAUUAAGUAACAUAUAUUGAUAUAUGUUUAAUUGACUAAAAAUAGUUUAUAAUUAGUGAUAUUGAAUUUUUUUAUUUAUUUUUCAUAUAUUUAGUUGAUUAUCAUAUCUUUCAAUUACAGCAAAAAAUAUCAAUAAAUUAUACUUUACCUAUAUAAUAUUAUUUUCAAAUACAAUCACAAUUUUGUUUACUGUUUAUUUUUAAGAGAUAUUAAAAACUAAUUUUUUAAAAAAAAUAAUCAUUUGAUCAAAUAGUUAUAAAAUAGUUUAAUAAGGUAGAUAUAUUAUAUUUUAUCAUUAUUAACGUUGUAUAUUUUCUUAAUAUUCUUUUAAAUUUUAUGUUUUUAUGUUUGUGAAACUUAAUAGAACCAUAAUCAAAAUACCAAUUCAAAUCUGAAUUCUCAUUUUUAAGAUUAUUUAAAAUAAAUUUCAGUUUCCAUUCAAUAAAUCAAUUGCAAAAAGUUAUUUAGAAUUUAUAAAAUAUUUUAAUUAUUGUAAAUAUUGAUAUGUGUUCAUAAGCUUCCAAAAAUGUAUCAACUACUUAUGCAUGUAAAUGUUGAUUAUCACUUUAUUUUCUAAUAUUUUUUUUUAAAACAUCAACAUAUAAUUUGAUAAAUGUUAUGAAAAUACAUGCACAUUUAAAUGAUAAUUAACAUUGAUUUUAUUUGACUUAAUUAUAAUAAAAAUAAUUAUACUUCAUUUUGAAUUUGAAAGAAUAUAUGUAACUCAGUAUAUUCACAACAUGAGUGACUCAACUAAUCCAACUUAUAUUUAAAAUCAUAUAUUUAACUAAGAUAGGAAUAUAUAAUUAAGAAUAGUAAUUUAUUUUAUAAAUAUAAAGUCAUAGGACACUUUAGUUUAUUUUUAACCAACUGUUACAAUUUAGUUCUUUUGUAAAAUAUUCAUAAUAUUAUCGUUAUAUUAAUUUAUGUAAUUUGGAAUCAGACACUUCAGUUUAUUUUUUAUUUUAUUAUAAGCACAGUAUAUCUUAAGUUAUACAUAAACUUCAUAAAAUAUAUUUACAUAUCUAAGACAACAACUACCUAAAUGCAAAUAAUAAAUUAAUAAAAUUUUUGAUAUAUAGAAUAAAAAUAUUACAGUUGAAUUCAAAUAUGCUAUCCAAUUUACCUAAUGAUAACUAAUCGACUGUAAAAACAAUAAAACUGAUUAGAUAUAACAUAUAUAAAUCAUAUGUAUAAUUAAAGUAAUAUAAUAUAUUAAUGUAAAUGAUGCAUAUAUA